Prorocentrum cordatum is the source of this 749-nucleotide messenger RNA. The record is from the annotation of a GenBank genome assembly. NCBI's taxonomy places the organism in Eukaryota, Dinophyceae, Prorocentrales, Prorocentraceae.
UUUGUCCACGCGCGUCGGCGGCCGUCGUGCCUUCUCCUCCCAGCGAGGCGGCGCGAUGCCCCAUCCCCAGCGGAUCACGACGGGGGCAGCGGGCAACCGAAACGUGGGGUCCGCCGAUCUGGCCUCGCGACAGGCCCCCGCCACCACGCUCGUGGCGCGCGCUCCGUCCGGAGCCCGAAUUCAACCUGCAGCCUAUAUUCAGAGGAGGGGCGAUGCUUGACGGGGCGGCCCGAGGAGGAUACGGAAAACAGGGAAAGCGGAGGAGAGAGGGCUUGCAGACUGGCAGGAGCAGAGCUCGCUGCACAGCGGGGCGAUGGACGCGUGCGCGCGGAGCGGGCACUGCCGCGCAGAGGGAGCCAGAGGUCUUGACGCAAGGCACACCGGGAGGACAAGGAGGAGGUUGAGAUGGAGGACGAAGAGGGCAGGAGGAGGAGGAGGAGGAGGAGGAGGAGGAGGAACGCGGACAACAAUGGGGCCGGGAGGAAAGGAACGGCAUCGGGCGCAGGCACCAGCCCUGCACGACCAGCCAAUUUGCAAUCUGUGUCGGGGCCAGGAGGAUCCAGUGACCUCGCUGCACUGUGAAAAAUCACGCUCUAGGCGCGCUCAGCCUUGCCAAAACCCGCCUGCCCAUGAGCUGGCUCGGCCUAUGGCUGAGCUGCCUCGCCCACGGCAAUACAUCGCUGCCUGAACUGCAUUGCAUACGGUCGCGGUCAGGAAGGAGCCUGGCGCUGGUGUCCAUAGUUUUCGAC